Monopterus albus (swamp eel) is the source of this 3895-nucleotide messenger RNA. RefSeq names its product FAST kinase domains 5 (gene fastkd5). The record is from RefSeq and is a predicted model, not a curated record. Gene Ontology annotation, biological process: regulation of mitochondrial mRNA stability; mitochondrial RNA processing. Gene Ontology annotation, cellular component: ribonucleoprotein granule; mitochondrial matrix. NCBI's taxonomy places the organism in Eukaryota, Metazoa, Chordata, Actinopteri, Synbranchiformes, Synbranchidae. Bases 116 to 2542 code for a protein of 808 amino acids. The transcript has 2 exons. Gene Ontology annotation, molecular function: RNA binding.
GUAGGAAGUCAGUUGCCUUAACUUCUUUCCUCUUGAGUUCAUGUGGUCUUUACAUUUUAGGGGUAUAUUGACAGUUAAUAUCCCCCUGCAUUGAUGCUGCAAAGUUGUUUGAUUGAUGGCUGCCUUCAUCCUGUGUCGACGGGUGCCCAGAAUAUGCUACCUUCGAGGCUUGAGAAAAGAUUUUACCCAGGCUCAACAGCCCUAUGGAAAACCAGAGGAUGAGACUGAGGAGCAGGAGGGGAUAAAAGGAACUUUUCAGCAUGAAGAGGCCUCUCUCCUAGGAGACUACAAACUGUAUUAUAACCCAUCUUCAUAUCAUCACUCUGCAUGGAACUGUACAACCUCCCAGAGCAAGACAGAUGAUGAUGAGGAUGAACAGUGUUCACCCACUCUCACCCCUUCCUUUUGGCAACAGAGCAAUCAUUACAGUGUGAGUUGCUCGCGGCACCUUUCCAGCACAAAAAAUACACUCCUUGACUUGGCUUUCAACAAAAGCCCUGAACCCAAGAUGCCAUCAGUGUCACCUGUACCACCAGAUGUUAAGAUAGAUACACGUGCCUUCCUCAAAUGCCGGCCUGAGUUUGCUUCCAUGACCCUUGACCUGGGCCAGCGUCCUCACCCAAUUGAAUGGGAAGAGGCCUUGUUGGUGCUCCAAAAAGUGACUCUUUUAAAGGGCAGGAUGAAACCAUCUGAUGUGUCUCGCUUUCUUGUGGAGCUCAGUCGCUUGCACCCAGACAAGAUGUCACUAGUGAUGAGUGACCAACGCUUCAUCAUUCUCCUCCGGUAUUCUGUGGAAUACCUGUGCCUCUUUACUGAAGUUCAGCUGCUGGAGGUGCUGCAGUCAUUUGUUUGGCUGGAUAUACCCUCUGCCCACACUGUACUUGGGCUGUUUGAGGCCGAGCUGUGUCGCCGGGCUGACCAAAUGAGUUUACACCAGUUGCUGUUAGCUGCUGACUUGUGGCGCUGUAUUGGGAGGCAGGUGCCCCUGUUUUUACAGCACCUCUAUAACUCAGUCCAUUUAUAUGUAGGACAGAUGGGAGUCUCUGAGGUGGUCCAACUGUUGUAUAUAAUUGGGGAAGGUAGGCAGUGCCCGAAAGACUUGAUCCCUCUUGUAGAGCGGCUUCUCAUGCGCCAUUUAAAAGAAAUGCACCCUGAAGAGGUUGGUACUGUAUGCUUGGGUUUAUUUAAAUCACAAACUUCAAUAUCUCAGGGUGGAGUGAUGUGUAUUGUUGACAAGGCACAGUCCUUUGUGAAAGAUAUGAGUGACUUUGCCAUAGUAAAUGUGAUGAAAUUCAUGCGUUUCAGUUACCUGUAUCACAGGCCGUGGAUGGAGGCCAUAGCACAGGAAGUUCCUCAACGGGCUCACAGGAUGGGUGUCAAGGGGCUGAUGCAUGUGGCCUUAGCCUGUUCAGCGAUGCAUUACCGCAGUGAUGACAUCCUUAUGGCUAUUGCUGAGAGAGUGCCCUCUCUGGUACCACACUGCAGGACUAAAGACUCAUGCAAAUUACUGUGGGCCUUUGGGACAUUAGGGUUUCUCCCAGUUCAGAGUUCAAGCUUCUAUCCAAGCCUUACCGAAGCCCUGAGACAGAAAAAAGCUGAAUUCCAACAAUACCCGGAGCAUCUGCUUACUGGUCUUCUAGGCCUGGCCUUUGUCUCUCAAUUUCCAGAGGACCUAAUUGCAUUAGCCUUGAGUCCUGACUUUGUCAGCUUAGCAGUGAAAUCCACACAGGUGGAGCUGAAAAAAGACCUGUUCACUUUAGAUGGAACAGUGGCUCUGGAGUUGCCUCAGUGGACUGGCCCACGGCUAAGCUGUAAACUGAGGGAGGAGAUGGCUGAAAUGCUGUGGAAGUUUGCUCAAUCAGACGUAUGUCAGAAGCCAGAGGUUGAGGUGGCAGAAUCCACCCUGCAAAAGCUGCUUGGAGGAGAGAAAUUUGUGUGUAAGAGAAUGAUUCUGCCCCACACUCGCUCUAUUGACCUGGAAGUCCAUUUUGACUCCAGUGGGCAGCCCUUACCCGUGAACCCAGCAAUCCACACAGCCCCAUUAUCUCCUCAGAACAGUUCAUCCAAAGGUACUUCAAACAGGGGCUGGGGGAAAAUAAAUAUAGGAGUAACUAUAACAGAGGAGCUUUUAGCACAGCUAAUAAAUACCAAAAGCACCACACAACCUUUAACCCUGGCUCCUACAGAUAAGUAUCCACCUUUUCACAGAGUAGAACCUGAUGAAGGUGGGAGGCUGUUUGACACAGGGCUAGACUUGACUAGUGAUAUUAUAGAAGCCCUCACCAAACCCAGUAGCAAGGGUUUAUCCCCACAGGACUCCAAAGGCAUAGUCAAACUUGCUAUCCAGGUCACCAGCAGGAACCACUACUGCUGCCAUUCACAGCAGCUGUUGGGCCUUCAUGCCAUGAAGAGGAGGCAGUUGAAGAUCGCAGGAUACAGGGUUGUAGAGCUCAGCCAUCAUGAGUGGUUUCCUAUGAUGAGGAAAAGUAUGGCUGAGAAGCUGGCAUACCUGCACUGCAAAGUCUACGACAGUCUGUGGUAAUUCUCUGACUUCUGAGAACAAGAGCACCGCAUUGUAAACUAUGCACACAUUUUGGCUUCUGGGCAAAAGUAUUAAAAAAAAGUAUUCAGCUCUACACUGUCCUGGUCCAGAGUGUGUGAUGAUAUCAUGACAUUUUUUAGACAUUUGAAAUGUUAUUUCUUUUCAGAAUACAGUUAAAUUUGAACCUUUCUGCCAGAACCUGCUUGUACCUUCCAGGAUCGUAGAGGAGCAAAGAGAAAUAAAGUUUUUUCCCUCUGCUAUUUAAUAACCUUUACUCAUGCAUGGUGAUCUUCUCUGAGGUCAGUGCAUCUGCAUUGUGUUAUUAAACUGAUGCCCUGCUUUGCAUGUCACUGAAUAUGAAGGUUGAAUGAAACAGAUGUAGGUGUGUGUUUUUUUUUUUUCUUUUUUGUACUGUGGCUGCUCCUGCACAGUAAAAUUUGUAAUGUAAAUUGCUAAAAGACUAAAAAGCCUCUGCAUCAAUUUGAUACCAAAAGGGAGCAAAAUAAUUCACAGUAGAGCGAAUGGUAAUAAUUUAAGUGCAGCUUCUGUUCAUAAGACUGAACAUAUGCAUAUGUUUUAUCACUGUUUUCUCAGAGGCUUCCUGCCCCAGGGGAAUAGUUUUUGUUCCACAUUCAUUUUUUUGCACUUUGUUUCUGAAAGUUCUUUACGAGCUCUAAGUAAAUUUGGCACAUGUACUAUCAAACUUGCUCAUACAUUCUGAAGACCUUUUCUUUAAGAAUGUGAUUACGGUAUCUUGAAAACAAGUCACAACACAGUUAGAGCUCCUGUUUUUGUUUUGUUUUAAUAAUGGGCUGGUUUCAAACCCCUGUGGGAGCUGAUGUCUUUGUCUGGCCUACCUUCCACCUACAACUAUGUUUGGAAACAUAACAAAUCCUUUAGGUUCUUCAGGUUUUUCUUUUACCUGCAAUUAUUAAAUUUUUAUUAUGAAAUGUUAAGCACUUCACACAAAUAGAGUAAUGGGGGCUAAUGAUUUAUAUGGCAGAUCUUGCACCACCGUAAACACUGCUUCUGAAAGUGUCACCAAGUGAAGGACUGGUCCCAGCCUCACUGAGUCUGAGAACUUAAUCCAGUGUGAAACACUGGGAUAGAAUGGAUUUUUCCAGACUCAGCCAUGUUUGACUCCUCUGAGCUGUUAUUAAGAUGACUUUGAUCUGGAGGUCAUUUGUUAUUUGAUCCUUUCAUUCUGCCACCGCAGCAGGAUUAGGGAUGUUUACAGAUGUUGCUUUUUGUAUUUUCACCCUUUUUUUUUUUUAAAUUGACACUGUAUAGUUGGACUAUUGUUCACUGUCCGUGUAUAAACUUAAAGUAGGGAAACAAUGGUAGAAUAACAGU